GCGGACGGGGAACGUCAAAUUUAUGUCGUAAUAUUGAUUGUGCAAUGAAUCUGUGUUUAUUUGAUGAUAUUAUUGAAUUGUCAUACUUGUCGAAACCUUGGAGAAAUAAAAACGAUAAUGUGUUGAAUUAAAAUAAAAACGUGCACCUUGAUGUUUAAUUUUUUCAAUAUUUUACGAAAAGGAACUAUAGUUUUGGUAUACAUUUACUUAUCGAGUCAAUUAUAACGAAUAAAUUGUAAUUAUGGUGGAGAACGGUGGUUCCAGCGGUGGAAGCGAGAGUCCUAAUGCAACAUGUGCCCGGUCAGGGUUGCUGGAGACAUUAGUACGUGGUGUUUGGUACCGGGUGCAUUGUUCUCUCGAAGAUGAUUACCUGAGCGUAUCGUUAGACGAUGGGUACGAUGCUACCACAACUUUAAAUGGAACAUUGAAUAACAAUAACGUAGAAACACCAAAUAGUGACUUCACAGAGGUGCCUGAAGCUAUUGCCAAUCAGAAACGCCUGGUGCAAGUUGUGAAAUCAGACAAUAAUGGUUUAGGUAUAUCUAUAAAAGGAGGGAUAGAAAAUAAUAUGCCUAUAUUAAUAUCAAAAAUUUUUAAAGGCAUGGCCGCAGAUCUUACAGAGCAGUUAUAUGUUGGUGAUGCUAUUCUUUCUGUAAAUGGUGAGGAUUUAAAAGAUGCAACACAUGAAGAAGCUGUGAAAGCAUUAAAAAGAGCAGGAAAAAUGGUGCAGUUAGAAGUGAAAUAUCUUCGUGAAGUGACACCAUAUUUCCGCAAGGCGUCUAUCAUUAGCGAGGUGGGCUGGGAGCUGCAGCGUGGUUACAUGGCUGAGGCACCCCCUUCUCCGCCAUCUCCAAGGAGACGGCGCGCCGACACCCGUUACGUACCAUUGCUGAUGGCAUGUGUGGCUAAGAAUCUUCGCCAUCAUGACCCAGAGGAGCGUAUAAUCGAGUUGUACUCGCCGGACGGGGUGCAUGCACUGGCAUUGCGCGCCGGGUGCGCCGGUGCGGCGGCGGGCUGGCACCGCGCGUUACACGCGGCUGCUCGCCGUGCUGCACGCGCCGCGCUUGCCCGUGCGCGUCCUCGCCUGCGUGCGCUGCUUGGUGACGUGCGGUAUGCUGGUUGGCUUGCGCGUAGACCGCCCCAGGAUAUCAUGGGAGCUUCAGGCGGAUCUGACAGUUCCGACGACUCGGAAGGUUGGGUGCCAACAUUCGUUGCUAUCACAGAUCGUGAAUUGAGGUUGUACGAGGCGGCGCCGUGGUCGGCGGAGGCGUGGUGCGCGCCCACUGAGAACUUCAACUUGGCGGCGACUCGGCUGGCGUGGUGGCGGCGCGGCGUGUCCGAGGAGGCGGAGGCUGGUGGCGGGGCUGGGGGCGGGUGCGGGGCGGCGGCGCUGGGCGUGCGCGCGGGCACUCCGGGCGGGCUGUGCGUGCGCGCGCUGCGGGCGGACACGCCGCACGACCUGGCCGCGGUGGCGGGCGCGCUGGUCGACGGCGCACACCACGCGGUCAGAGCCCAGCCCGAGUUCACUUUCCGAUGCCGGUACCGCGGCGCGUGCGCGCGGCUGUCGCUGGGGGCGGGCGGUGUGUGCGUGUGGGAGGCGGCGGGGUCGCUGGGACGGGGCGGGGCGCGCGCGCUGUACCGCCGCCCGCUGCACGCACUCCGCGCCUCCGCUGAUGACGACCGCACCGCGCUCUGGUUACACUUCGCAGACGAUGACACUCUUGAGUUGGAUAUGGAAGGUAGUCCAAAGCCGGCAGUGUUCAUACUACACAACCUGCUGUCAGCGCGAGUGCAUUCACUGCCGGGGGAGGAGGUCGCCAAUCCUCUAUAACAACAAGUAUAUACAUACCAAUACUUUUUAUACACGUAAUGUAUUCAAAAAUUCAAAUAACUACAGAUAAGAGUAGGUUUCCACUGUCAAUACGUUUGUAUUACAUAUUGUCGUCACUUUCAUUAACUUUGACAAAACAGACAACGAUAUGACAAUAUAAGCAUCACAGCAGUGAAGUUCUACGCUAAUACUAAUACAAGAGCGAGUUAAAAAGACAAAAAGAAUAAAACAUAAGUUUAAUAAUGAGAUCAGAAAUUUUACAUUGUUUCGUAUUUAGUUUGAUAUUAUUAGAAUAUAUAACAUCGUAUUACUAACUGAAUGAGUGAAUGAUUGAAUGAAAAUCUAAAGUCAUUUGGAUCGAUAUUUUUGACACCGAAUGUGUAAAAAAAAUAUUGUUAGAUGAAUGAUAGUUUGACAAUAAAGGUGAGGCUAGAAUUAACUGAAUGAC
This is a messenger RNA of Papilio machaon (common yellow swallowtail), 2279 nucleotides long. It is a transcript of the gene Syn1, whose product is annotated as beta-1-syntrophin. Lineage: Eukaryota; Metazoa; Arthropoda; Insecta; Lepidoptera; Papilionidae. The transcript has 7 exons. The coding region runs from base 242 to 1831 and encodes 529 amino acids. Gene Ontology annotation, molecular function: structural molecule activity; protein binding. The record is from RefSeq and is a predicted model, not a curated record. Gene Ontology annotation, cellular component: intracellular anatomical structure; dystrophin-associated glycoprotein complex.